AUGAAGCCAUCGACUAUCAACCAAGAUCAAAGUGAAUUGGAGCUUGCCGCGUCGGAGUCACCGAACCCCUCGGUCCUCUGGCUCGUUCGAGAGCAUCUUCGUCGCGUCAUGGAGCAGCCACCCCCAACCGAUCAACCACAACAGCCUCCGCCUCCGACCCUCACAAACCCUCGCUUCACCCUCGAGCUAGAGUUUGUGUCUUCUCUCGCCAAUCCCUACUAUCUGUCCCACCUCGCCGUGACAUAUCCGAAUCUGCUGGGCAUAAACAAGUCCGGUGAUGACAGCGACGUCAACAAUGAUUCCGCAGACCCCGACGCGCAGGCAUUUGCAGCAUACCUGGCCUACCUCUAUUCCUACUGGAAGACCCCCGAAUACGCUCAGUUCCUGACCCAUCCCGGUGCCACUUUGCGGGCGCUACGACUACUGCAGGAGGAGAAUUUCCGUCGCGACAUCAUUCGCCCCGACGUCAUUGAAAGGCUAGCGGGGACCGAUGUCGCCGCCGAACCCGUCGAAGCAGCUGCGGAGUCUGGAGAACAGGAGGGCGAACAAGCCAAAGCAAGCUAG
Molecule: messenger RNA, 564 nt
Organism: Aspergillus costaricaensis CBS 115574
Lineage: Eukaryota; Fungi; Ascomycota; Eurotiomycetes; Eurotiales; Aspergillaceae
Product: mediator of RNA polymerase II transcription subunit 31
Exons: 3
Coding region: 1-564 (187 amino acids)
Biological process (GO): regulation of transcription by RNA polymerase II
Cellular component (GO): core mediator complex; mediator complex
Molecular function (GO): transcription coregulator activity
Source: RefSeq, a predicted model, not a curated record